CCGAGUUUUUAAAAUCUGACGAAGAGAUGGUAAUUGAAAAUAACAAUGCCUUUAAUAGUUUAGAUGAUAGUACGAUUUACACUAGUAAGUUUAUUAGUUAUAUUAAUCAACAAUCUACGAAUGCAUACGAAAUUGGAUCUGAAAAGCUUUGUUUUGAUAUUGAAUGA
Molecule: messenger RNA, 167 nt
Organism: Dentiscutata heterogama
Lineage: Eukaryota; Fungi; Glomeromycota; Glomeromycetes; Diversisporales; Gigasporaceae
Source: the annotation of a GenBank genome assembly